This is a messenger RNA of Pipistrellus kuhlii (Kuhl's pipistrelle), 477 nucleotides long. RefSeq names its product claudin domain containing 2 (gene CLDND2). The record is from RefSeq and is a predicted model, not a curated record. NCBI's taxonomy places the organism in Eukaryota, Metazoa, Chordata, Mammalia, Chiroptera, Vespertilionidae.
AUGGGGGUGAAGCGGAGUCUCCACGCGGGCAUCCUGCUGGGCUUCCUGGCCAGCACCUCCGCGGUGCCCUCCAGGGCCACCAACCAGUGGAUCCGCUUCCCCUCGGGGCACGGCAGCCUGUGGCAGGACUGCACCCAGGGCACCUGCUACAAAACGCCCUGCGAGUGUGAGGCCCAGGCCUUCCGGAUGGUGUCAGACCUCCCACCCCCAACCCCGGCCCCCACGACCCAGACCGCCCCAGCACUGACCGCAGCCGGCCUCUCCUCCGGCCUCCUGCUGCUGAUCGCCCUCACCUGCUACACAUUGAAGUACGUGAGGAAAAGCAACGUCUCCUUCUCCUGGUCCUAUUUUUCGGGGUGGCUGGCUGUGCCGUCCUAUAUUCUCGCGGGCUUCUGCUUUCUGCUGCCGGACAUCAUCCUGCAGAGCACAGAUGCCAACAGGGGGUUCCCGGGUGGCAUCCGGCCUGGAGCAGAAUAA